This is a messenger RNA of Amoebophrya sp. A25, 2533 nucleotides long. NCBI's taxonomy places the organism in Eukaryota, Dinophyceae, Syndiniales, Amoebophryaceae. The record is from the annotation of a GenBank genome assembly.
CAGAGUGUCAGUAGGUGAUCCAUCUGUUGUAGUCUCGUCGGAAAAUUGAAGUAUAAUCCAGAACGAGUGAAGAAACUGAAAGCACCUAACGCGUCGCGCAGAUACUAGAGGGGAGCAACCGGCGCAAAGUGUUCGAGAUCACCUCAAGAAAGUCGAGGAACCAGAUGAAGCAGAAUCUGUCGCCGUUCUUGAGUGAUUAUGUGUCUGAGUGUUGCAACUGUUGUCCAGCAGAGAGGUUCUCCUCCGCUUCGCCCCGCCCCAGACAACACCGAACUUGAUCCCAUAUACGGACAUGAAUAAACGCGUCUAUACACACCCGUCAUUUUCAUAGGUCAUUUCCGUUGUUAAUGAUGCUGUCUGUGCAUUGUUUUCCAAGAGCCAGCUGCUGGACAGCAUAAAGAGCACAGUGUCUCACUUUGACCCUUCAACCAAAAACAAUGAAUAGGGGCAAAGAGUUUUCGAAGGUACGAAGGAACUGACUCUGUUAAUAUGAAUAUUUAACGCAAGUAGACAGCGCAGAGAUAUCUUCUGGCAGGACGUCGCUCCCAGUGUAGUUCACACUCAUUGCAAAGUAGUUGUUUACCUACUUACUCGUUUUCCUUUCCUUCCUGGUAUUACUUGGCUUGCGUAGCCAUCAUUGAUUUAGACAGGAUGGGGAUGUGGCACUCAAGAGUCAACAAGGACGAGGUGAAAGAAGUCAACGAGGCCGUGGAUGGAAUCAGGAAGGACAAGAACUGGGAACAAAAAUUCAACGAGGACGUGGAUCAAACACUGGGUUUCAUGAUGGACACUGCCAAGAAAGUUGUGAAUAUUCAGUCCGACAAACCGAAGAUUUCGAGGUCCAACGACGAGAUCGUCAAAAAGGCAGUAGGCGAUCUCGUCGACAUGAUGGCGUCGGAAAUCCCGGAAGGUAAGUACUAGAAGCUAGCAUAUGACCAAGGUUUGCUUCCAUCAUUUUAAACAGAAGUUAUAAAUUCCAUUGUUCCUUUGACGGCUGAAUGCAGUAAUCAGUUCUUUUCGGUCGUUCGUAUUCCUUCAUCUGCAUAUGAUUGCAAUGUGCAUUCCACUUGAAACAGGCGCGUCUUGGACAAAGGAGAAACUGCUUACCGACUUAGAGACGAACUACAAAAAGACUAUAGAAGCUCACAGCGAUCUUAUAUAUCUUCCAGCCCAGGUAAAAGAUCAACUCGAGGAAGAAUAUAAGAAACAUAUCAACAAGAAUUUCGGAAAGGUGACGCGACAACAUGUGACGAAUGCAUGCAAUAUGACGAAAGACGCAGAAGAUUUCGGCGGCGUUACAGCGUUGAAACGGCGUAUCGUGUAUUAUCGUUUUUUCUCUUUGGCAAUUUUUUUUCGUUCGGCAUUAUUAUUUUUUCUUCAUCCUUGGGAAAAAUAGUAAAGAAAAAUAUAGGAGUGAGUAUUGAUCGAUGAUCGAAAACAAAUCCACCUCAUCAACUCCAGGCGUAUCAAAACCAAAUGGAGGCGUUCGAUCGGUAGCAGCACUCUCCAGACUUCUGCAGCGACAACUGGCUCCACUUCUCGCGCGGCUCUUUCCACCAUGCACUUCGAGGCCGUGGCCGUCAUGCAGAUUUCGACUAUUGCGUUUGUUGCGGGCUUGGCUUUGGUUUGGUGCGUGCGCCGCCGCCGCCGCGAUCAUCGUCGCCUGUCCGCAAAUGAUGCACCGAUUUUGCCGAAGUACGGAUCUACUGCGGAUGACUGCGGUGAGGAAGAAUGCUAGAUAAAAACAACGACACCAGAUAUGAAAUAUUAGAAACUUGAUCAAAAAGUAUGUUAGUAUUCGUAGCAUUUUCUAUACAUGAAAGUUUGUCCUUGUGUCCGGUUGAAAGGUGAACCAAACGACUCAGAGCCAGAUCUUCACUAUUGUCAAAGCCGUGGGCUGUCGACCUUCAACCUACAUCACUAUCUAGUUACAUAAGUAGAAUUACCACACCAUUAUUAAGCAGUCAUGGAAUGAAGUCUAGUCGUUCCAAUCCGCAAAAUCGCAGAUAAUGUCAGUGACGCUUUUCGACAUAUACGUAGAUCAUUCAUUCAUCCAUGAAAGCGUAUGAAUCAACCUCGCGAGGCAUGGAAAAGGUGAAAACAUGACGUCAGAUUGGACUAAUCUUCACUAUCAUCAUAGUAAGUAGGUAUUCACUUUUCGAUCAUGAUUAUUGAAAAUCUACUUUGUCACAUAAAGUUAGUACUUAUCCUACGGGAAGAUCAUCCACUAUCGUGGCACUAGUUAAGUACAGCUGAUGAGAUUUACUUGCUUCGUUAAUCUUCACGGCUACCCUAUUUUUCUAGAACAUGAUAUUCCAUGUAGACAGUGGUAGAAGGUGCCUGACAAGAUAGACAUACAAAAUUUCGAAAAACAAAAAGAACAAAUUUCUCAGGAAAGAGAAAUCAUAAUCAUGUAUGAAUGACCUUGACGACUUCCACAGUUCUACCAAGUAAGUAUAUUGUUGGAUGAAAAUAGAAUGUCCUUCCACGAUUUGUUGAAACUUAAAGAACACGAAAAGUUCCUCUGUCUCUG